This is a messenger RNA of Drosophila hydei, 599 nucleotides long. RefSeq names its product 60S ribosomal protein L26 (gene RpL26). Gene Ontology annotation, molecular function: structural constituent of ribosome; RNA binding. The transcript is spliced from 2 exons. Gene Ontology annotation, biological process: ribosomal large subunit biogenesis; cytoplasmic translation. Gene Ontology annotation, cellular component: cytosolic large ribosomal subunit; ribosome. Bases 112 to 561 code for a protein of 149 amino acids. Lineage: Eukaryota; Metazoa; Arthropoda; Insecta; Diptera; Drosophilidae. The record is from RefSeq and is a predicted model, not a curated record.
UUGGUUACCAUUUUGAGUACAAUUUUUGACACUUCCGCCGGUCGCAGCUGUCAAAUUUCUUUCUUUUCGUUGUUAUUACGACGGUAGUUUGGUCCCGCACAACCAAUCAAAAUGAAAUUGAAUAAGUUUGUGUCGUCGUCGCGCAGGAAGAACCGCAAGCGCCACUUCCAGGCUCCGUCACACAUCCGCCGUCGCCUGAUGUCCGCACCUUUGUCCAAGGAGCUGCGUCAGAAGUACAACGUGCGCUCGAUGCCCAUUCGUCGUGACGACGAGGUUCAGGUGAUCCGCGGCCACAACAAGGGCAGCCAGGUGGGCAAAGUUGUCCAGGCUUACCGUAAGAAGUUCGUGGUUUACAUUGAGAAGAUCCAGCGUGAGAACGCGAACGGCACCAACGUCUACGUUGGCAUCCAUCCCAGCAAAGUUCUGAUUGUUAAGCUGAAGCUUGACAAGGAUCGCAAGGCCAUUCUGGAGCGUCGCAGCAAGGGACGUUUGGCUGCUUUGGGCAAGGAUAAGGGCAAAUACACCGAAGAGACUGCCGCUCAGCCCAUGGAGACAGCGUAAAUGCUCCCUUCCAAGCACCUAACAACAACAACAACAAC